UAUAGACGCGGCAGCCAUCCAUCGACUGCUCACUCCAAUUAAACAUCAUCCCUCUCUUCCCUCUCUGCAAUCUGUAUAUACAGGCAUACAUACAUACGGCUGAGCUCGAUCCCCUCCGGUCCAAGCUAGCUAGCAGGGUGGGAGAGAAUUGCUGGGCGUGGCCGGGAGCUAGGCAGAGCUCAAGGAGGAGGGAAUUGGCCGGCGGGGAGAGGAGGAUGGGGAUGCGGCCUGGGUGGGUUGGCGGCCUGGUGGAGGAGACCUUCUUCGUGGCGUGCUCGGCGCACGAGAGCCGCAAGAAGAACGAGAAGAACAUCUUCUGCCUCGCCUGCCGCACCAGCAUCUGCCCGCACUGCGCCCCCGCCCACCGCCACCACCCGCUCAUCCAGGUGCGGAGGUACGUGUACAACGACGUGGUGCGCCUGGACGAUCUUGAGAGGCUCAUCGACUGCUCCUUUGUUCAGCCCUACACCAUCAACAGCGCAAAGGUGAUAUUUCUCAAACCCAGGCCUCAGUCCAGGCCUUUCAAGGGCUCCGGCAACGUCUGCUUGACCUGCGACAGGAUCCUCCAGGAGCCCUUCCACUUCUGCUGCCUCUCUUGCAAGGUGGAUCAUGUCAUGAUGCAGGGCGGCGACCUGUCCAACAUCCUCUACAUGUCCGGUGAGCCCGACGUCGCCUGCUUCCCGAGGUUCGAGAACCUCCGCGUCGGCAGCGGGUCGGCGGACAUCCUGGACGACGGGUGCGCCACCGGCGGGCAGAUCACCCCGAACUCCAUCCUCGAGGACCCGAUGCACCACUACGGCGGCUCCAGCUACCGCAGCGGCGGUAGCAGCCGGAACGCGCGCGGCUUCGACGCGGCAGCCAGCGUCGACGUCCCCAUCCCCGUCCCGAGGAAGAAGAAGUCGGGGGGCUUCUUCCCCCAGAUCGUCAUGUCCCUCAACAACAGGAGGAAGGGGGCGCCCCACAGGUCUCCGUUCGCCUGAUCGACGCACGCAUGCAUGGAUCGCUACCUAGUACAGUUCGAUCAUCCCCCCUAUAUAUGUGUGUUGAUUACUAGCUACUAGUACUAUUAGCAGUACGUUAAUUGUAAUCCUAUGAUUAGGCAUGUAGAGAGAGAAACAGAGAGGUGUUGGUUGGUUGGUGGGUGUGAGAGGGAGAGGGAGAUGGUCUUUGCUGCUAGGGCCAUCUUAGGGCAGUGUUUUGAGGAGACUUGAGUGUGAGAGAGAGGGGGAGAGAGAGAGAGAGAGAGAGAGAGAGAGAGAGAGAGCAGAGAGAAGAAGCUAAUUAGCCUGCUUGCAACGCCCCCCCUGUUACAGGACUAGGUGGGCACCCACACGGCCUGGUGGGGCACCUGAUUCAGGGUGCACCAGAAAGUCUACGUGGCCACCAAUUUUGUACUUGACGUAACGGGGGUCACGGUUGCUCGCACACCUGCAGGUGCGGCUUACACUUCCAUGACCAUAUAUAUUUGUCCCCACAUAUAUGUAACAAUCAAUAAUAGUGCUGUGUUUUGAA
Molecule: messenger RNA, 1512 nt
Organism: Triticum aestivum (bread wheat)
Lineage: Eukaryota; Viridiplantae; Streptophyta; Magnoliopsida; Poales; Poaceae
Product: protein RGF1 INDUCIBLE TRANSCRIPTION FACTOR 1
Exons: 4
Coding region: 216-980 (254 amino acids)
Molecular function (GO): zinc ion binding
Source: RefSeq, a predicted model, not a curated record